Messenger RNA from Limanda limanda (common dab), 1810 nucleotides. RefSeq names its product upper zone of growth plate and cartilage matrix associated a (gene ucmaa). NCBI's taxonomy places the organism in Eukaryota, Metazoa, Chordata, Actinopteri, Pleuronectiformes, Pleuronectidae. Gene Ontology annotation, cellular component: extracellular matrix. The coding region runs from base 1041 to 1439 and encodes 132 amino acids. Gene Ontology annotation, biological process: embryonic skeletal system development; regulation of osteoblast differentiation. The transcript has 6 exons. The record is from RefSeq and is a predicted model, not a curated record.
UGUUCCCUCGUGCCCAUAAGAUAAAAUACUAUACGUCAACAAUUUGAUACAGUUAUACUUUAUAUACACUAUGUAUAUGCAUAUAUAGCGGCAAGAAAAAGUACAUGAGGGUUAGUUCACAUCCGCAGAUCUAAUGUAAGUGAAGGGAUUCCUGUCUACAGUUAGUUUAUGCUGAUGCUAUUAGCUGAGGGUUGCACGUGCUGUUUCCAUCCUGCACUGAAAAAAUUUGUACGAUGUAUUCACUUUUGACAGGAAUAAUGAUUAGUGUGUAAAUGGUUCAAAUAGAUUAUGAUGUGAACACAUUUAAGUACAAAUUUAUACAUUAAUGCAAGUAAUUCCAAAUAAUUAACUUACUUCUCUUCCCACUGUCUGUAUAUUAUAGUGGUAUAUUGUGUUAAAUCAAGUGAGUAAGGGACAGUAAAAAGCAUUGACCACAGUCAAAGUACAUGUUAUAGUACAUUUUUCAUUCUAGGUACUUCUUAUCACCCUGAAGUUUGUUUGUGGUAAUUUUUCUGAUACGUUUUGUAAGUUUGGCCUUACCCCUCACCCAAUGUUGACACACAAAUGCACAAAAGUUCCCAUUUAAUAAUUAAACACCAGCAAGCAAAAUACGAGGAUACAUUUUGCACAUGCAUAUUCGCAUAAAUACACUAAUGCACACACAGCAAAUAGUUUCACUCUCACUCAGGCUCAUUUGCUGCUAAAUAUGCCCCAGACUCCAGAUCUGAACACAGUGGCCCUUCGUCCCUGCCCAGUUUCCUUUCCUUGAAACUGUUCCCCAGUUUCAAGUGUCUUUGGUAGUUUUUCCUCACUCUGGUUGAUGGUUCCAGACGGAGGACACUGCAUCUCGUGCAGAUUGUGAAGCCCUAUGUCGUGAAUGGUGAACUGAAACACACUUCAGAUUGAACUACAACACUCACAGUCAAGGAGCGAUCCACAGAAACCUACUGUGUGUACCGAGCAUCUCUCAACUUCAUGAUGAAGCAUUAAACACAGGUGCACUGUUUAAGUCCAGUACGGUCUCACCUGGCUCUGUCAACAUGUCCUGGACUCGAGUGAUUGUCCUCUCUGCGCUCACCACCCUCCUCAUCCUCACCUUCUCCAGUGAGGUGGAAAACGCUGCAGUACGGGACGACUCUAAACCAGCCGACCACAAAGGCGCAGCACGGCAGGUGUUCAUGCCCGAGUCGGACGCCUCCAACUUCUUCAAACGGCGCGGUCGCCGUUCGGUCCAAUACUAUGAGUUCCAAGCUGAGCAGAGGGUACGCCUUCAAAAGGACGAGCAGAGGAGGGAGUACAACGAGGAGCAGAGGAAUGAGUAUGAGAACUACGUCGAAGAGGAGCGUGAUGAGAUAAAUGAGCGAUCGAGGGAGACGAACGAGCAGCUGAGGGAGUAUCACUACGACGGCUUUUAUCCCCGCUCCCAGUGGUUCCACUGAGAACACCUGCUGGUGUGGAAGCUACAGCGCCUCUCACUGGGGCAGCAGUGGUACUGCCACUGUGACACGUUGAGAGCCAGUGCAAAAAGUUGUACUGUAUUUUUUCUACUUUAAUCUGCAGGAUGAAAUUUUUCUUUUGCUUUAUUUUUUAUACAGCCUAAACAGUUCAAUAUGUGUCUCCAUGUUAAACUGUAAAGUGCAUUUAAAGUGCACUUUUUGAAUUGAAGCUAAAUGUUUUCAUCAAUGUUUUGCAUGCUUGUUUUUAUACCUUUUACACACAUACGUGGUUAUAUACAGUGUCCUUCAGUCAGCCUGAGAGUGACGUCAUUACUUUAAGUGUAAAUGACAAAUAAAGGGGAAUUUCCUCAUUA